CGCUCCAACCUUGCGCCGGCCUGCGUCUGUCGUCCAGCCUCGGUGUCGGAUCCGGCGCCCGCUGGAGCUGGCAGAGUCCUCCCGGACAUGUGGGCUGCCGCCCGCGGUCUGUGCUGCCCCGGCGCCGGGGUGCUGUUGCUGCGGGGCUGCGGUGAGGCUGCACUCCACCGCGCCCGCACGCGGAGCCUGCACGGCUCUGCCGUCUCCUGUGGCAGCAAGAACUUGCUCAAGAAAUUUGCUUCGAAAACCAGGAAGAAGUUCUGGUAUGAAGGUCCUUCCCUGGGGUUUACUGGGCCUUCCAAAUUGGACUUGCUCCUGAAGAGAACCUCAAAGAGGACCAGGAAGGAAGACCAUGUGCGCCUGCGGGCCCUGAACGGCCUCCUCCAUAAAGCGCUGACAGACUUGUUAAGCACCCCUGAAGUGAGCCAGGAGGUCUACAACCUGAAUGUGGAGCUCUCCAAGGUCUCGCUGACUCCAGACUUCUCAGCCUGCCGCGUCUAUUGGAAGGUGAGCCUCUCGGCGGACCAGAACAAGAGCACAGAGGCCACCCUGCAGAGGAGUGCGGCGCACAUGAGACACCUGUUGAUGUCCCAGCAGACCCUGAGGAAUGUGCCGCCAAUAGUGUUCAUUCAAGACAGAAAAAACGCAGCUCUGGCAGAGAUUGAUGGCUUACUGGCAGUGGCUGAGUUUGGACCUCCAGAUGAAGGAGACCACCCCAUAGGAGAUGAUCCCAGGGACCCUGAUGCCCUAUCACCACAUGGUGCCCCAGGACCUGCUUCAUGCUCAAGUCUGUGUGGGAUCGAUCAUGAGGCACUCAGCAAGCAAAUCAUGGAGUACAAACGGAGGAAGGAGAGAGGACUCCUGAGCCUGGCGUUGCGGGGGCAAGAGCAGGGGGCUGAACCCACACAGCUGGUGAGGAGGAGGAGGAGGAAGACCCUGUCCUGCCAGGACAAGGACAGCUCCCCCAGGAGUUUCCUGCUGGGUGAGGAUGAGGAUGAGGACAAGGACUACACUCUAGGGUGUGAAUGUCAGACCCAUGAAGCAGAGCAGGAGUGGGGGGCAGACCCUGGGGACGAAGGGGCAGAGCAGGGCCCCUGUGGCAGAACAGGGCAGGGGCAGGGUUAGGCUUUAGGCUGCCUAACCACGCCUGUGGGAUCGGAGCCAGUGCCUGAGAGGCGCAUGCUCUGCUCUUCAGACAGUCCAUGGAGCUGAAGCUUUGGGUGGUGGUGUCCAUUUCCUGCUGUUUGGCUUGUGCUAACUUUUCCAUGUAUCUAAACACAGUGUCCUACACAAAAGUCAUUCGUUUUCUCCAAUACCGUGUGAUCAGAAAAAUACAUGAUCAUCUUACCAGUGAGUCCUGUACAAACGUGAAGACAAAGAGAUUAUAUCUCAAACACUGGUGCAGGCACAGCCAACCACAGAGCUGGAUGUAGCAGUGCAAAGGCCAGGGUCAGAGCCUGCAGGUCCACCUCUGCAGACCUGCCCAGCAAGCGCUGCUGCCUAGUGCCACGCCCUCUGGCUGUGCCCCCUUCCUGGCUGUGCUUUAAGCUUUCAUUUCCACCUGCUGGUUAAAGCAAGGAGCAGGAAGCAUGUGUAGGUGAGUUUGGAGGGCUCUUGGUGACUCCUGCCGGACCUGAGGUGCUGGCGCUCUCCAUCUCAGCACCUCUGUCCACCUGGUGCUCUUUCUUUCUUUGUUUUUUUUUUUUUUUUUUUUUUUUAAAUAUUUGUUUUUUAGGUGUAGUUGGACACACUACCUUUAUUUUGUUUAUUUUUAUGUGGUGCUGAGGAUCAAACCCAGGGCCUCGCAAGUGCUAGGUGAGCGCUCUACUGCCGAGCCCCAGCCCCAGCCACCAGCUGAUGCUCUUUCUAAAACCUGUCUGAGUGUCCAGCAGGCCUGGUCUUUGCUUUCCAGGGAACCUGUGACUCUGGACAAGUUUCCAGACAGCUUAUCUGUUGUGCUUAAUUUCUUUCAUCAGAUGUAAGGUGAAGACUUGUUUUACUCUUUGUCAAAAGAGAAAACACAUGUGCUCCACCUUGUAAAUUAUGUUUUGGUUCAUUUUGAACAGCAAAAUCACCAACAGAAGAUGCAAAAAUGUGCUGAACGCGGUGCUUAGAUUGUUGAAAAUAUGCUUUUUUGCAGUAUGAGCUAAAAUGAGAAUGCAGAGUUACCUUGCUGAGCCUCAGCUAGGAACAUGUGUUGAACUGGCCCAAGUUGUUUGUGUGUGUGUUUCCUCCCCUGAGUGAAGGAAUGCACCACAGUGACAACCUGCAGCUCCCCACAGUAACUAGUAACAGUCAUCAAUUACUAGUCAUAACCAGUAGCAGCCAGCAGCUACCAUUAGGAACUGCCUGUGACACUGGCAGAUAGGAAUUGAACCUGGUGUUCUCUAGUCUCAGCCCCUGAGGAUUGAUUGUCUCCUGCCCUGGUGAUGCUCUUACCCUGUGCCCUUGCCCUCUCCCUGCUCUGAAACCUAUCCCUGCAUCCUUAAGCUGACAGGACUCUGAGGGGAUAGCCCCUUACCUGUGGACAGCCCCUCAACUUGGUCUGCCUGAUACUUCUCAGGUCAGAGUCAGGCUGCACUUGUGUCUUUGGUGGCAACAGCUUCUCUGCCAUGAGAUGCCGGCUGUUGACACCAUCAUAUUAGUGGCCCAUGAAGGUGAUGUCUGCCAGCCUCCCCAGUGUGAAGUCACUUCCCCGCAGUCCUGAUAAAUUCCCACAUUGAUCUUACUCAGUUACCUAACCAACAUGCACCCAGGCUUCCUGUUCACUCAGAAGUCAUACUCUCUGUGCUCUGCAAUGCUACUGUGUUCUGGAGCUGAGCCUCUUUCUGUGUCAGUGUGUUCUGAGGCUGUGCCCUGUGAUGUGGUAAUGUGUUCAGAACCUUGCAGUUUCCAGUUUAGCCAUUGCUUCAGUUUCCUCUGAUUGCGCUAACAAAUCACAAAAUCAGUAUCUGAGAGCAACAGAAACUUGCUGUUCUGGAGGCAGAGUCCAGAUGCAGGUGCCCCACAGCCGUGCUUCUUCCCAGACCCCUCUGCCUCUUCAAUGCUUAUGGUUCCAGGCACUGCUGGACUGUGCUCUAUCCUCAGGUGCAGUUUUGUGUCUCCUUUAAAGACACGUGUGGUGCUGAGAUUGUGGCUCAGUGGUAGAGCACUUGCCUAGCAUGUGUGAGGCACUGGGUUUGAUCCUCAGCACCACAUAUAAAUAAAUAAAGAUCCAUGGACAACUUAAAACAAACAAAAAAAAAACACGUAUGGCAGGGUUCAGGACCCACUCUAAAUCCAGGACGAUCUCAUUUUGUUUUAUUUUUUAUUUAUUUAUUUUUUUUGCAUUUUUGUUGUAUUCUUUUAUUUUCUUAUUUAUUUUUAUUUUUUUUAUUGGUUGUUCAAAAUAUUACAAAGCUCUUGACAUAUCAUCUUUCAUACAUUUGAUUCAAGUGGGUCAUGAACUCCCAUUUUUACCCCGUAUACAGAUUGCAGAAUCACAUCGGUUACACAUCCGCGUUUUUACAUAUUGCCAUACUAGUGUCUGUUGUGUUCUGCUGCCUUUCCUGUCCUCUACUAUCCCCCCUCCCAUCCCCUCCCAUCUUCUCUCUCUACCCCAUCUACCAUAAUUCAUUUCUCUCCCUUGAUUUUUUUUUUCCCUUUCCCCUCACAUCCUCUUAUAUAUAAUUUUGUAUAACAGUGAGGGUCUCCUUCCAUUUCCAUGCAAUUUCCUUUCUCUCUCCCUUUCCCUCCCACCUCUUGUCCCUGUUUAAUGUUAAUCUUUUUCUCAUGCUCUUCCUCCCUGCUCUGUUUUUAGUUGCUCUCCUUAUAUCAAAGAAGACAUUUGGCAUUUGUUUUUUAGGGAUUGGCUAGCUUCACUUAGCAUAAUCUGCUCUAAUGCCAUCCAUUUCCCUGCAAAUUCCAUGAUUUUGCAGGACGAUCUCAUUUUGAAGUCUUUAAUCACACCCAUGAGGACCACAUUUCCAAAUGAAGUCAGUUUGAACACUGUAUGGCUAUACAUGGAGGUGAACCACCGUACCAGGCAUGAAGUGUUAUCCCAUUGUUUCUUUAACGUCUUUCCCUCUUUCUUGUCCUUUCCACUAUACAUGUGGUGAAUUAAUGGUGUAAAUGAUUUUGCUGGGCACGGUAGCCACACCUGUAACCCCAGCACUAGGGAGACUAAGGCAGGAGGAUCACAAGUUCCAAGACAGCCUGAGCAACUUAGUGAGACCCUGUCUUAAAAAGGCCUGAGAGUGUAGCUCAGAAGUACAGCACCCAGUUCAAUCACCAGUACCUCCACCAGAGUGCUAUUUUCCUUCAUCUCUGAUCAAAUCUAUUGUUUAGCACAUUUAGUAAAUUUUUCAUUUCAAUCGUU
Molecule: messenger RNA, 4357 nt
Organism: Marmota monax (woodchuck)
Lineage: Eukaryota; Metazoa; Chordata; Mammalia; Rodentia; Sciuridae
Gene: Rbfa
Product: ribosome binding factor A
Exons: 7
Coding region: 88-1125 (345 amino acids)
Biological process (GO): rRNA processing
Source: RefSeq, a predicted model, not a curated record